This is a messenger RNA of Racocetra persica, 1194 nucleotides long. NCBI's taxonomy places the organism in Eukaryota, Fungi, Glomeromycota, Glomeromycetes, Diversisporales, Gigasporaceae. The record is from the annotation of a GenBank genome assembly.
AUGACGACGAAUCGAUGGUAUUCUACUUCCACAACACUUUCAGACGGAACUGUGUUCAUCCUUGGUGGAUCAAUUAAAUCUAUAGCCGUCAAUGAGGCUAAAUUCAAUAAUCCAACUUUCGAAUUUUUUCCGAAAAACAAAAAAAACCCGGGCCCUCAGCAUUUCCAAUUUCUUGUUGAUACAUUACCAUUCAAUCUCUAUCCUAUUGUACACCUAUUGCCUGGUCCUAAAGAUCAAACUCAACUAUUUAUUUUUGCCAACCAAGAUAGUAUAAUCUAUGAUUGGACUACCAAUAAGGUUAUUAAGAAACUUCCUAAGCUUCCAGGUGGUCCUCGUAGUUAUCCUUUAACCGGUACCUCUGUGAUGUUACCAUUACGUCCUGAAGACAAUUAUAAAGCUCAGAUAUUGGUAUGUGGUGGUAACACAAAAAUGGAUGUAAAAAAUAAGGCAACAAAUUCUUGUGGUAAAAUCGAUUUAUCUUUGAAGAAUCCUACAUGGGAAAUGGAUGAUUUUGGUGGGUUUGAAAGAGUCAUGCCUGAUUCCGUUCUUUUGGCUGAUGGGAAAGUUUUAUUCUUAAAUGGUGCUGGUAUUGGAAUUGCCGGUUAUACUAGAAAGGGGAAUGUUUUGCAAGCUGAUGACGCGGUUCUCACCCCUGUUUUGUAUGAUGAUAAUAAACCUUUGGGAAAAAGGUUCAGUAAACUCGAUCCUUCAACGAUACCUAGGGUUUAUCAUUCGGUAGCCACAUUACUACCAAAUGGUAAAGUUUUCGUCGCUGGUAGUAGUCCACAAGCAAGUAUUAUUACAAAAGGUGUCAAAUUCCCCACUGACCCACCAUACCUUUCAUCAGAUGUAUCACGCGGUACUAUAACAUCCGUAAAAAAUUCCAGUGACAUAAAUAAAAAACCCAUCAAUGUGAGUUAUGGUGAAACUGUAGAAGUCACUGUUGAACUUUCCGGCACAUCUCAAAAAUUCACAGCCGCAGUAGUACAUUAUGGAUUCGUAACACAUUCUGUACAUAUGUCCCAACGAUAUGUCGUUUGUGAAGUUCAAAAUGUUAAACCUGUAAAUAAAGGAUAUACAAUGAGUGUGAUUAUGCCACCGAAUGGCAAUAUUAUUGCUCCGGGUCCUAGUUAUUUACAUAUUAAUAAUAAAGGUGUUCCGCUUUCGAGUGCCGUUCAUAUUCUUUUAAAUUGA